Messenger RNA from Closterium sp. NIES-67, 1247 nucleotides. The record is from the annotation of a GenBank genome assembly. Lineage: Eukaryota; Viridiplantae; Streptophyta; Zygnematophyceae; Desmidiales; Closteriaceae.
UCACUUGAGAUCUCGUGCCCUCCUCCUACGGUAUUCUACACGCUUCGUCCUGCACAUCUCUCCCCUCAUUCCACACCCUACAUCCUCCUCGUACCAGUUCCUCCCAACCCGUUCUUGCACCACCUAUUUCCGCGGCAGCACGCGCUUCUCCCCCUUGCUCCCCAUCCGCCCUCCCCUCGUUGACCCUCGGACCUUCCGUGCCUCUCGCGCCGUCACCAUGCUCGCCGCAUCACCCGCUGCUACCUCGGCGCUCGCUGCCGCUCGUCAGAUCGCGUGUCCCCCGCAGCAAGCGGCCCAGCGGGAAGGCGCAAGGGCGUGCGCCUCAGGCUGGGUGACUGGCGCAAAGCUGAAGAGCGCGCACUCUCACGCUGCGCCGCACGGAGGGUUUUCCGCGCCCUCCUAUCAGAGAUUGCCACGUGGAGCUGCUCAACGAGGGGGGCAUGUAGUUUGCUCUGCGGGUGCUCCGCCCUCUUUUGGGCGGCAGAUGCUGGUGAUGGUGCCGCCGCACCCGCUCAUCAAGCACUGGAUCGCCAUCCUGCGCAACGCCACCUCGCCGCCGCCCAUCUUCCGUGCCGCAUUGGCCGAGCUUGGUCGCAACAUUGCAUACGAGGCAACCCGUGAUUGGCUGCCCAUGGUUCAGGGCGAGGUGGCCACGCCAUGCGGGGUGGCGGAGGUGGAGGCGGUGGACCCCUCGCAGCCAAUCGCGAUCAUCCCGGUGCUGAGGGCGGGGGCCGUGAUGACGGAGCAGAUGGGGCCAGUCAUCCCGCACACCGUCACCUACCACCUCGGCUAUGCUCGUGACGAGACCACUCUCGAGCCAACACUCUACCUCAACAAGCUGCCCGAGUCUUUUGCCCCCACGGCACGCCUCAUCAUAGUGGAUGCCAUGCUGGCCACGGGCGGCACCAUCAUGGCAACCAUGGACGAGGUGGUCAAGCGCGGUGCCAACCCCAAUAACAUCCGCGUGAUAUCGGCCAUAGUGGCCUCUCCCGCACUCAAGCGCCUGAGCGAGAAGUACAAAGGGCUGCGUGUGUACACGGGGAUGAUCGAUGCCGACGUCAACGCCCAAGGGUUCAUCGUACCUGGACUUGGGGAUGCUGGAGACAGGAGUUACGGCACCUUGUAGCGGCAAGGCAAGGCCCCUCCGUGGCAGGAGCAUGCAAGUGCUGAAGAACCUUUCAAGGAUUCAAGCCACACUUGUAGUUUCCACUUUCCUUCUUUGCGCGAUUGGUUUGGUUACUAGGCUC